AUGAACCACAACGAACCCAACAAGCAGCCUAAAUCCCAGAAAUGGGACGGCUCCGAAAUCUCCAAGCACUCCACCGACAGCGACUGCUGGGUAAUAAUCCACGGCCGCGCCUACGAUGUCACGGAAUUCAAAGCCGACCACCCUGGGGGCUCUGCCAUAAUUAUGAAAUUUGCGGGCAAAGACGCAACCGAAACCUACGAACCCAUUCAUCCCCCCGACACCCUCGACAAGUUCCUCUCCAAGGACAAACACCUGGGCGAAGUGGACAUGUCGAGUGUAGAGAAAGAGCAAGAGCCUGAAGACCCAGAUGAGGAGGACAGACAGGAGAGGAUCAGAAGAAUGCCAAUCCUGGAAUCUUGUUAUAAUCUCAUGGACUUUGAGGCCGUCGCAAGACGUACCAUGAAGAAGACAGCGUGGGCGUACUACAGUAGUGGGGCUGACGACGAGAUCACCAUGCGUGAGAACCAUAGCGCCUAUCACAAGAUCUGGUUCCGACCUCGAAUACUGCAGAAUGUGGAGAACAUUGAUUUCUCAACCACGAUGCUCGGAACAAAGUGUUCGAUACCGUUUUACGUCACCGCGACGGCACUGGGGAAGCUAGGAAACCCAGAGGGCGAAGUCGUAUUGACGAGAGGGGCGCACAAGCAUAACGUGGUUCAGAUGAUUCCCACGCUAGCGUCGUGCUCAUUCGAUGAGAUCUGUGAUGCGGCAAAGGAUGCGCAGCCGCAAUGGAUGCAGCUAUAUGUGAACAAAGAUCGGAAGAUCACAGAGAACAUUGUACGGCAUGCCGAGAAGAGAGGGAUAAAGGGGCUGUUCAUUACAGUUGAUGCGCCACAACUGGGCAGGAGGGAGAAGGAUAUGAGGAGCAAAUUCCAGGAUGUGGGAAGUAAUGUGCAGUCCACGUCGGGUGAUAACACGGAUAGGAGUCAAGGUGCUGCGAGAGCGAUCAGUUCGUUUAUCGAUCCGGGCUUGAAUUGGGAUGACUUACCAUGGUUCAAAUCGAUCACGAAGAUGCCAAUCAUACUCAAAGGCGUACAAAGGGUGGAGGAUGUCAUCCGCGCCAUUGAGGCGGGGGUAGAUGGAGUGGUUCUCUCCAAUCACGGAGGCCGACAGCUGGACUUCGCUCGCAGCGGGAUCGAGGUCCUCGCGGAGGUCAUGCCUGUGUUGCGAGAACGCAAUUGGGAAGACAGGAUCGAGAUUUACGUUGAUGGCGGCGUGAGACGAGCGACGGACAUCAUCAAGGCGUUGUGUCUUGGUGCAAAAGGUGUGGGUAUCGGACGGCCGUUCCUGUAUGCAAUGAGUGCAUAUGGUUUGCCCGGUGUUGACAGAGCAAUGCAGCUUCUCAAGGAUGAGAUGGAGAUGAACAUGCGGCUGAUUGGGUGCUCGAGUAUUGAUCAACUGAAUCCAACGCUUGUGGACACGAGAGCCUUGAGUAUGCAUACAACGCAGGUCCCUUCAGAUACGCUGGGCCUGAAUGUGUACGAUCCGUUGGUCAAUCCAGGUGAGAAGGCCAAGUUAUGA
Messenger RNA from Bacidia gigantensis, 1521 nucleotides. RefSeq lists its product as uncharacterized. The record is from RefSeq and is a predicted model, not a curated record. Gene Ontology annotation, molecular function: L-lactate dehydrogenase (cytochrome) activity; heme binding. NCBI's taxonomy places the organism in Eukaryota, Fungi, Ascomycota, Lecanoromycetes, Lecanorales, Ramalinaceae. The coding region runs from base 1 to 1521 and encodes 506 amino acids. Gene Ontology annotation, biological process: lactate metabolic process. The transcript has a single exon.